Molecule: messenger RNA, 3204 nt
Organism: Pomacea canaliculata
Lineage: Eukaryota; Metazoa; Mollusca; Gastropoda; Architaenioglossa; Ampullariidae
Product: ubiquitin carboxyl-terminal hydrolase 30-like
Exons: 9
Coding region: 117-1535 (472 amino acids)
Biological process (GO): protein deubiquitination
Cellular component (GO): cytosol; nucleus
Molecular function (GO): cysteine-type endopeptidase activity; cysteine-type deubiquitinase activity
Source: RefSeq, a predicted model, not a curated record
UUUCCGGAAAUGGGAAUGAUGCCUGAUCCUGAAAUCUAAUUCCAUCUGUUGGUUACCUUGGCUGUUAGAUUUAUGAAGCACGUCUAUCAUCUUUAGCUGAAGUAGACAAUUACAUCAUGUUUUAUAAACAGUGGACAUUUAUAGGAGGAGCUACUGCUGCCAUUCUUGCUGCAGUUUAUGUGUUCUGGGGACCGUCAAAGUCGCGUCGAAAGAAAGGAUUUCCAGGCCUGCAUAACUUUGGCAACACCUGCUUCCUCAAUGUCAUUCUACAGUCAUGGGCAUCUUGUCCAUCAUUGUUGCGCUGGCUUAAUAGUCAGUGUACUGUGCAGCAUCAGGCCAUGGGUUCUUUGACAUCAGCUGUUCUUAAGGUGCUUAAAGUGCUAAACAAUUCAUCUGAUGUAGAUCCUCAAGUGGAUGUCUAUAGCCCUGGUGUUGUCCUCCAUGCCCUGGAGAGACGAGGAUGGGUGAUUUCCCCUGGACAGCAGGACUGUCAUGAGUUGAUGCAUGCCAUGUCAGAGACCUUGGAUGAAGAGACCUCCCGCUUUCCAACUGUUUUGUCACUCUUUGAUGUCAAAGGUCUUCAGGACUCCAAGAAUAAGUAUCAGCCACAGGCCAGUGCUCGUACACGCAGCACAGGCCUUUUACCAGUGUUGCCAGGACGUCAAAAUUCACCACUUCAUGGUCUUUUAGCUUCACAGGCAAAGUGCCUUCGCUGUGGGCAUCGCUGCCCUGUCAAAUAUGACCUCUUUGACAGCCUCUCCUUGACAUUGCCACAGAUAUCCUGCUGGACUGGUUUAAGUCUGGAGAGCUUGCUGUAUCAGUAUGUAAAGCCAGAAGUGAUUGAAAAUGCCAACUGCCCACAUUGUGCCAAACGACAGUCAGCUAACAAAGAGACCACCAAACCAUCCAUUCAGCGCAUCCUGACUAUUGGCAAGGUGCCUCAGUGCUUAUGUCUGCACAUACAACGCCUUCAAAUAAACUCUUCUGGCAUGCCUAUCAAGAGGCAGGAUCAUGUGACAUUUCCUGAGACUCUGUUUAUGGACCCAUAUCUUUUCACAAAAUCUGGUGCACAAGACUUCACAAAAUCAGGAUUGUGUGGGGGAAAUGUCCCAAGCAUAUAUAGGACUAGUGCUCCGGUCAACUUGCUGAGGACUUUGAACUUUGAUGCUUCCACAGCGCGCAAUGGUCUCUUUCUGCAGAUGCCAGCAUCACUUACUAUUCCUCCCUCCAUGGCUGAUGUCAAUCACAACAGUCCCACCUCCCCAUUGGACAUUAGUGCCAUUUGUACUGGUUCAUCAUUAGAGACUGCCAGCACCUACUGCUAUCGUUUGACUGCUGUAGUGUCACAUUUUGGGGACGUCAUGUCAGGACACUUUGUAACAUACCGACGGGGUCCCAUGAGCAGCACUCAUCAGAUCCAGCAACCCCAGAUGUCAGAGAGUUGGUGGUAUGCUUCAGACUGCACAGUUGAAAAGGUGUCCAUCUCUCAGGUUUUGUCUUCCCAGGCUUAUAUGCUGUUUUAUGAAAGAGUAUAGAGGAAACAGUUCUUCUUUAAAUAGAAUUUUCUCCAUAAAUAGCCUGGAGAAGAUUUGUAAUUAGAAGUAUUGACCACUGAACUGCCAUUUUUUAUUUUGACCAGAGGAUUUUGAUUUCUCUCCUUCAGUAUUUUUAUUAUUAAUAUAUUUUUUAUAAUUUGAAAAUCCUAUUUGUGUGGAAAUCAGUUCUAAACAAAAUUGCAGAAAUAUCUUGGAAGGCAUAUGCUGUAGAAGAUGAAAAUACUUUCAUAGUACUUGCAUCCAUUUUGCCCAGCUUACCAUAUCUUAAAACAGCAUAUGGUUCAUGAAGUGGAUGCUACAUCAAUAUAUAUAUUUUGGCUGUGAGGGUUCUUAAGCACUCUUACAGCAGGGAAAGUAAGCAACAUGAAUAUUUGAAAUCCACUGUUUUAUCAAGAAAUAAAGCAUCCAUCGUGAAGAAAUACUCUGUGCCAAAAUUGUUUAUUCUGAUCAAAUAAAAGUAGGUUAUAACAAUAUGUUGUGUGUAAUAUACUUCAAGAUGCCUAUCACUAUAAUGAAAAUGUGUAGAUGAAAAAUUUAAAAUGGACAUAAUUUUUGCAUUUAUUCUUUUGUCAGCAAGUAUUUCAUGUUGCUAGUCCAGUUUUGUUUUCUUUUUGUCCUUGUUGAUCAUGUGAUAAAAUUUUCUGAACUGACACACUUCAGUUUUCUAGUAACUUUGAUGUUUGUCAUAACAACAGUUGAGCUUUGUUCUGUUUGCUUGCUCAUUUGUGACCACAUGUGUGUAUACAUGUGCAUUUGCACAUCCAUAUGCAGACAUUCUUGCACCUUUAAGGAGACAUUGUGGGAGCUUGUAUGAAAAAAUAUGAUGCAGACAUAUAGUUUUGCAAGCAAAGAUGCAUUGUGAUAGAAUAAUACAGCCAUCUAAUGUUUCAACAUAUUUGGCUGAGUGCGUGGAAAUGUUUGCUUCCUUUCUGAUAUUUUCGUUUUCAGGUGUGUUUAGAUGUUUGGAAUCAUUGAUAGUCUGUAGGAAUGCUUUGAAAUUCAUGGUCUCCAACCAAUAUUUAUUUUUGCUGAGUGGUGGUGUGGGGGACUUUGUGUGGACUUUGAAGAUUGUGUCAUUAUAGUUGGGUGAAAUUUGGCAUGAAGAUUGCUGUGGAUGUUGCUGUGGUCUUAUUUGGGGUUGAAUGGGAUGGGUUUGAGCCAUGCACUUCUGAAUGCCUCACUUUAAUUUCUGACCAUGGUGGAUGUAGUUGGUCUGAAAAUUGUUAGCAAAAUUUUGUGAUAUUGUGGUGACAUUUGCCCGUGUGACGACUCCAAAUUUCUUUAUGAUUCUCCCAUUGUAACAUAUAAGGGUUAAGUUUCAUGUGUUGAUGAUAUUUUGUGCAUUCAUUUUAGAUUGAGAUCACAUUGGUUAGUGUUUUGAUGAUUUUAUCAAAAAGUGUGUGUCAAAACACAACAUGCAAGUAUUGGCUUAAUGUGUGUGCCUGUGAGAGUGAUAGAGAUGGACUGAGAAAGAGAGAGCACUAUUCAUGUUGUUAAGGUCAUAACAAAAUUUGCUUCAAAACUGCCAUGUUUAAUUGAUUGUUACCUGUUACUGCCUGCUGCUGUGCAUGAUGUGUCCUGAUCUUGUUGCCUUGCAUUUUGCAAAGCUUGAUGGAAAAAGAAAACAUAAAUGCUGUAAGAAAACUUU